AUGCAUCAUACUUUAACAACAUUGACAAGCAUCUGUGAAGAUGCUAUUAAUUCAACAAAUGUUGAACAAUAUGAUUUAAAACCAUUUAAUCGACAAUUAAUAAAUGAAGAAUAUUUAAAUAAAAUUUCCAUAAAUAAUGAUGAAUGUAUAGAUAAUUCAUUAUUAUAUUGUCCAACAACAAAUUUUAAACAAUUUUUUCGUUUAUCACAUUUACAUGUUUCACAUCCAGCACGAAGUUCACUUUGGUUUCAUCUUCUUCGUCAAGAUAAAACACGUCAUCAACAUAAAUUUCAACAAGCUGUUGAACGUUAUCCAGAAGAUAUACGAAAUAUGUUCGGUCGUCGAAAUGAUAUAACUGUUCGUCUUCCAUCAUGUGUCGAUGCUAAUCAUUUACCUCAUUAUCAUUUAAAUCGACGUGGUCAACAUGCUAUAACUCGAAUAUUAAGUGUAUUUGCUUAUUAUCAUCCUGAUAUAACAUGGGCACCAUUACUUGCACCAAUGACUGCUUUAUUUUUACAUUAUAUGACAGAAAUUGAUGCAUAUGAAUCAUUAUUAAUACUUACAAGUAGUGAUUAUAAAAUAAUAACUCAAACUGAAAUUCAAUAUCAAUCAUUAUCAUUAGCAUUUCGUACAUUAUUACGGCGACAUUGUCGUUCAGUUUAUGAAUUUCUUAAUAAACAACAACAAUCACAACAAUUAUGUCUAUUUGAUGAAUGGCUUUGGCUUAUAUUUGAACAUUUACCAUUUACAUACCUUGUACCAAUAAUUGAUUGUCUUUUAAUUGAAGAUAUGAAAAUUCUUAUACGUAUAAGUAUGACAUUAUAUCAUUUUUUUGUUAAAUAUGGUUCAAAUCCACAAAUAUUAUCAAUAAAACCUCGACGACGUGAUUCAAUAUUUCGUUUAUCAAAAUCUUCUCGUACAUCAACACGUUUGGAAUGUCAAACAUCAUUAUCAUCAUCAUAUAAAACAAAUUCAAAUAUUUAUGAAAAUUUAAUUUCUUAUGUACAACAUUUUGAUUUACCAAUGGAAAAAUUUUUUAAACAUGCUUUUGGUAUUUCUCAUUUACAACGAAAAGAAAUUUUUCGAGCUAUUGAGACUGAAGAAGAAAAAAUUAAAUUAGAACGUCGUCGUGUAAUACCACUUCUUCAUCGUUCAUCAUCAGCAGGUGAUCAAGUUACAUUAAAUCUUACAUCAAUUCCAAAAUCUCUUAUAAAUCGUCCAAUUCAACAUCAAAAUUCAAUGCCAAUAAUAAUGAUUCGUGAAUUUGAUUCAACAACAUCAAGUCAUUCAGAUUUUGCUUAUCUUUGGUCAUUAAUUCCAAGUCGUCUUGCUGAUUUUCAACCUGAACGUAUUUAUUCAUCAAAUAUUCAUGGUCGUCGUUUACAAACAUUAUAUGAUCAUGUUGAAUAUCAUGAAUAUUGUCUUAUUAUUAUACGUAAUGAACAUCAACAAAUUUUUGGAGGUUUUUGUUCUGAACAAUUAGCUAAUCGUACAAAAACACGAACAUGGUUUGGUACAGGUGAAUCAUUUUUAUUUACAUUAAAACCAGAACGACAAGUAUUUAAAUGGGUUGGUUAUCAACAAUCAAUAAAAGGUAGUAGUACAAAAGCAUAUGAAGAUUAUUUUAUAUAUGGUAAUGAUGAACGUUUACAAAUGGGUGGUAGUGAAGAACCACUUAAUAUUGGUUUAUGUAUACAACGUGAUUUCAAUGAAGGUAGUACAAGACGAUGUGAUACAUUUGCAAAUAAACCAUUAUCAAGUAGCGAAAAUUUUCAAAUUAUGGAAAUUGAAGUAUUUGGAUUUACACGAUGA
This is a messenger RNA of Rotaria sordida, 1812 nucleotides long. The record is from the annotation of a GenBank genome assembly. NCBI's taxonomy places the organism in Eukaryota, Metazoa, Rotifera, Eurotatoria, Philodinida, Philodinidae.